AACGCAUAUACCAAAAAAACAACAAAUCUGGUGCCUGCCGCUGUCCCCACGAAAACUGCAACUAACAAACAUCGAAAUUGAAACGAAGACCAACAUCUAGCCCCAACUGCAACUGCAGCCACCGCCAAAACCACACCACCUAGAACCCAACACCAUAGAGAGGCCAAAAUAGCUUUUAAAUAAAACCAAUGUGCUGCUGCGCCCUUUUCCCGCUGCUACUCCUCCUGAUUUUUGGCACAAGGACAACGCACCAGGUAAAUGUCGACUGCAACGAGCUGCAGAUGAUGGGCCAGUUCAUGUGCCCGGAUCCGUCGAGGACAGACCACAUCGACCCCAAGACACAGCAACUAGCAGGCUGCACAAAGGAGGGCCGCGCCCGCGUCUGGUGCAUCGCCGCCAGCGAAAUCAAUUGCACAGAAACGGGUAACUCGACGUUUACCAGGGAAGUACCCUGCAAGUGGACAAAUGGCUACCACUUGGAUACUACACUCCUGCUCUCCGUAUUUCUGGGAAUGUUCGGCGUGGACCGCUUCUACCUGGGCUAUCCUGGCAUUGGAUUGCUCAAGUUCUGUACGUUAGGCGGUAUGUUCCUAGGCCAGCUGGUGGACAUAAUACUCAUAGCACUGCAGGUGGUGGGACCGGCAGAUGGUUCCGCCUACGUUAUACCAUACUAUGGCGCUGGAAUCCACAUCGUUCGGAGUGACAACGUCACGUACCGGCUACCCAGGGACGACUGGUGAUGGUUAAGGCGGCACAGCGCCUGGUGUACACUAGAUAAUGUUAAGUCCUUGUUAUAUCUUAAGUACGGCUUAUGACACUAAGCAACGACUGCCCGACUCAGAUUCAGAUCCAGAUUCAGAUUAGUGCAUUACGUACCCUAGUUGAUAAGUGUAAAGAUUGUUGCCACCAUCAUUUGCGUAGCCUAAGUUGCAUUGUUUAGUCUUAGUUACCACUGUACAUGGUCCCUUAUACAACUCUACAUCGGUGUAAUUGUAUAGACCACAUAGACAAAUUGUUUGCCAAUAUAACUAACGAUUUUAA
Drosophila ananassae is the source of this 1041-nucleotide messenger RNA. RefSeq names its product TM2 domain-containing protein CG10795 (gene bisc). The transcript is spliced from 2 exons. The record is from RefSeq and is a predicted model, not a curated record. Lineage: Eukaryota; Metazoa; Arthropoda; Insecta; Diptera; Drosophilidae. Bases 189 to 740 code for a protein of 183 amino acids.